CUCGGCAAGUAACUGGAGUUCGGUGAUUCGAUCGUUUGUAUGGAUCUCGCUCGACGAUCGAAUCGAAUUUGGCGCCGCGGGUUCGUUAGUUAUCCGCGACGCCGCUAGAUAGCGAGACCUACCGGUAGUCGGACACCGCAAGUACACGAAAUCGUCGACAGUGGCUCUGUAACGUACCUGACAGAUCAGUGGUUUGUAUUUUGGAGAAAUCGAGGAUUACUUGGAGUUAAGAAAAUUAAGACGAUAUGGAACCCCAAGACGUUUACUACAGUAAAGCGGAAUACGUAGAAACGGCAUCCGGGAAUAAAGUAAGCAGACACACUGUUUUGUGUGGUUCGCAGAAUAUUGUGUUACACGGUAAGGUGAUCGUACAGUCGGAUGCUAUUAUCAGAGGCGAUUUGGCAAACGUUAGGACGGGACGUUAUUGUAUUAUCAGCAAGAACGCUAUUAUAAGGCCACCGUUUAAGAAGUUCAGCAGAGGCGUUGCCUUCUUUCCUUUGACGAUGGGAGAUCACGUGUUCGUAGGAGAACGGGCGGUGAUUAACGCAGCUAUCGUCGGCUCUUACAUAUACAUAGGAAAAGAUGCAGUGAUCGGGAGAAGGUGCGUCCUGAAAGACUGUUGCUACAUCGAGGAUGGAGCGGUGGUACCACCGGAGACCGUGGUACCCUCGUUUACCCGUUUCGCCGGCAACCCUGCCAAGUGCGUCGAAGAUUUACCCGAGUGCACGCUCGACCUCAUGCUGGAAUUCACCAAAAAUUACUAUCAACACUUUUUGCCGUCCAACGUUUAACGGGUUUGUACGCGCGUGGAGAAUAGAAUUUAUACGGAAACAUGUUAAUAUUCGCUACUAA
This is a messenger RNA of Bombus pyrosoma, 852 nucleotides long. It is a transcript of the gene DCTN5-p25, whose product is annotated as dynactin subunit 5. NCBI's taxonomy places the organism in Eukaryota, Metazoa, Arthropoda, Insecta, Hymenoptera, Apidae. The record is from RefSeq and is a predicted model, not a curated record. The coding region runs from base 246 to 791 and encodes 181 amino acids. The transcript has 5 exons.